Messenger RNA from Aspergillus wentii DTO 134E9, 2232 nucleotides. RefSeq names its product RNA lariat debranching enzyme. Lineage: Eukaryota; Fungi; Ascomycota; Eurotiomycetes; Eurotiales; Aspergillaceae. The transcript is spliced from 3 exons. Bases 1 to 2232 code for a protein of 743 amino acids. Gene Ontology annotation, cellular component: nucleus. The record is from RefSeq and is a predicted model, not a curated record. Gene Ontology annotation, molecular function: RNA lariat debranching enzyme activity. Gene Ontology annotation, biological process: mRNA splicing, via spliceosome.
AUGGAAUCCUCGAACCCAAACUCCCCUUCUCUCAGGGUUGCAGUUGAGGGCUGCGGACAUGGUUGUCUUCAUGACAUCUACGCCUCAGUCGAAAGAGCUGCUGCGCUCAAGGGCUGGGACGGUGUAGACUUGCUCAUAAUCGGAGGCGACUUUCAGGCUGUUCGCAAUUCACAUGAUAUGGCUUGCAUGUCAGUCCCUCAAAAGUUCAAGGCGAUAGGCGACUUCCACGAAUACUACAGCGGAAAGCGUACCGCUCCGUAUCUGACCAUCUUCAUCGGUGGUAACCAUGAAGCUAGCAACUAUCUUUUUGAACUUUAUUACGGGGGCUGGGUUGCACCCAACAUUUACUACCUGGGUGCGGCAAACAUCAUUCGCUGUGGCCCACUUCGUAUUGCUGGCAUGUCUGGCAUUUGGAAAGGCUAUGACUUUAGAAAGUCUCACUUUGAAAGAAUUCCCUACAACAAUGACGACCUUCAGAGUAUUUACCACGUUCGGGAGCUAGAUGUUCGCAAGCUUCUCCAGAUCCGCACUCAAGUUGAUCUUGGUCUGUCCCAUGACUGGCCCAAGCAAGUUGAGUACGGUGGUGACUAUGACACUCUGUUUCGGAUCAAGAGAGGAUUCGGCGAAGACUCCAGCCAUGGCAGAUUGGGCAGCCCGGCAGCCAAAUAUGUUCUGGAUCGUUUGCGUCCUGCCUACUGGUUUUCAGCCCACCUUCACGUCAAGUUCGCUGCUUCUGUGCAGCACGGGGAGUACGUGAUUCCGGGAAAGCAAAAUGCAAUUAAACCAAACGCUCCCCCGGAUAGCUCGUCCCAGGCCGCCCCUAAAGCCCCGUACUCGUUUGGUAUGGAUGGCGCUGUGGUUACAACGCUAUUUAGCGACGAAGAAUUGGAGAACGACCAAUCACUACCAGUACGCUCUGCAAACACGGACUCGAACAUUAGAGCCCCAGAACCCACCCCUCAAGUUGACAACAAAUCUUCUGGGUCAAUCACUCAUGAACAGCCGCAGAAUGAUGUUGUAGCCCAAAACAACACCUCUAGCUCCGAUACACCUCAGCCUAACCCAAACCCAGCUGAACCUGGAGACACCCAAGGUCUACUAUCGGCUUGGAAUGACUUUCACAACGUGGCUUCCAAAAACGAAGCUGCCGAAAAUUCACGCUUUCUUAUGGAACAAGACAAACGUCUACAGGAAGGCUCCACUCCUGAUGUUAAGCACAACUUAACAUGGCGCAAGAUCGAUAUUGAUGAAGAUGCAGGCCGACGGCUUACAGGAAUCGAAAGGACUGGAGAUGAGAGUCCCGAAAGUAAGAAACAGAAGAUGCAGAACGAGCCCGUUGCGGUGAAAAAUUCAGACGAGAUCGACUUGGAUCUGGACAGCGACUCUGACCAAGAAACCACCGUGAAGGCCGCGCCUGAAACUGAACAUAACAACCACAGGGCCUUGGAUGGAGCUGCUGCCGGUGAUACAAAUGGAGACAAAACUGAUGGUCUUCCGAAGGACUCCAAGCAAGAUAACUCCAUUGGAGAAGCUGAUGUUUCUGAAGAUCUUCGGAGCCAGCUCCCUGCCAGUUUUGCACGACCCCAGCCGGAUCUUCAACCCAGAAUUGAGGCCGUGCAUGAGCCUUUGCCGGAGGCGAUCUUCAACAAAAACACACAGUUUCUCGCACUGGACAAGUGUCUUCCAAACCGCAACUUUCUGCAGCUCUUGGAAAUCCCUAGUAUCUCAGAACAGACUGGUGAUCAGCUUGAACGUCCUUAUCGCCUGCAAUAUGACAAAGAGUGGCUGGCUAUCACUCGUGUCUUUGCCCAGGACCUCGAGCUGGGCGAUCCUAAUGCCAAGCCCCCAGCAGACAAAGGUGAUGCCGUUUACAAGUCAGAGAUAGUGGAGGCCGAGAAGUGGAUCGAGGAGCAUGUUGUUAAGCCUGGCAAAAUGAAUGUCCCAGAGAACUUCACCCCUACUGCUCCGUUCUACGAUCCUGACGUCCCCGUCACGACCACUCAGAUGCCCCCAGAGUACAGCAACCCUCAAACCGCCCAGUUCUGCGAAUUGGUUGGAAUUGAGAAUAAGUUCCACCUGAGUGACGAACAGCGCCAGGCCCGUGCUAAUGCCGGCCCACGGCCAAGUCAUUUCCGAGGUGGUGGUGGAAGUGGUCGAUUUUCUCGUCGUGGUGGCGGGGGCCAUGGCUCUGGUCGUCGCGGUGGAGGACGUGGACGUGGCCCUCGCUACUGA